AUGGCACGACCUGCACUGCCGGCGUACGACGUCCUCAAGAACUUCAAGCAGCGGUGGCGGAAGGCGACCAAGCUGCGGGAGAUGUUCGGCGGCAAGGCGGCGCACCGGAAGGACGACGCGCUGCUGAAGCUGGAGCGCAUCCCCUGGAUCCUCAGCCCCUCCAAGCGGCGGUCUGCCGCGGCCGGCGACGCCGACGCCGAUGACGACGAGCGGGACCAGCCAGCCCUGCACGUGGUGCCGGACGGCGACCCGGAGCGGUGGCACGCGCAGGUGUUCCGAUCCGUGGAUGCCGGGUCAGUGAAGCGGUUCCCGCGGCCAUGGGAGCGUGCCGAGAUGGCGCGGCGCCACCUGGUCGGCGACAAGAACCUAGCCAUAGAGCAGAGCAUCCACACGGCGUACGUGGCGGCUGUUGGCGCCGGCUGCCGGAAUGGCUGCGCCGACGGCGAUCGGCAACGGCCAACGAUCACUCUCUCCGCUCACGACGUCGCACAGGAACGCGAAUGGGAACACGAGAGAGCAGUUUUGCGUCGCACAAUGUCGCGACCUUUUCUGGCUUGCUUUCUUUGA
Miscanthus lutarioriparius is the source of this 567-nucleotide messenger RNA. NCBI's taxonomy places the organism in Eukaryota, Viridiplantae, Streptophyta, Magnoliopsida, Poales, Poaceae. The record is from the annotation of a GenBank genome assembly.